This is a messenger RNA of Paralichthys olivaceus (Japanese flounder), 612 nucleotides long. RefSeq names its product recoverin a (gene rcvrna). Gene Ontology annotation, molecular function: calcium ion binding. The record is from RefSeq and is a predicted model, not a curated record. NCBI's taxonomy places the organism in Eukaryota, Metazoa, Chordata, Actinopteri, Pleuronectiformes, Paralichthyidae.
AUGGGGAACACAAAGAGCAGUGCUUUGUCGAAGGACCUCCUGGAGGAGCUGAAAUCGAACACAAAAUACUCAGAGGCCGAGCUCUGCACUUGGUACCUGUCGUUCCUGAAGGAGUGUCCUGGCGGGAAGAUCAGCAAGCAGCAGUUUGAAGGCAUCUACGCCAGCUUCUUUCCUGACGCGGACCCCACAGCGUAUGCUCGGCACGUAUUCAGGAGUUUCGACACCAAUGCAGACGGCACUUUGGACUUUAAGGAGUACAUUGUCGCUCUGCACCUCACCUCCGGGGGAAAGACUCUGCAGAAGUUGGAGUGGGCCUUUGCACUGUACGAUGUUGAUGGGAAUGGAACCAUCAGCAAAAAUGAAAUCCAAGAGAUUGUUAGGUCAAUAUUCAACAUGAUUCCUGCUGACGACCAGAAGAAUCUCCCUGAGGAUGAAAACACACCAGAGAAGAGGUCUGAAAAAAUCUGGGAAUUUUUUGGGAAGACAGACAACGAUAAAAUCUCGGAGGGAGAAUUCAUUCAGGGCGUGAUGGACAACAAGGACAUCUUGCGGUUGAUACAAUAUGAUGAACCUCAAAAAAUUAAAGACAAGCUAAAAGAGAAGAAGAAUUAG